UAAUAGUAAAAAAAGGGGAACACGGACAGUCAACUACACGUGUUGAUGGACGAACCCCGUAUUGCGCCGCAUUCGCACCACCACAAAACAUCCAUAUCCACCCUCCCACAGCCAUACAUACUACGGCUGGCCCAUCUCCCUCCGAGCCGCAAAAGUCUUGGUUGUCCAUGGGCUGGCACUGACUGGCUGGGGAAUCACGGAGGAUCAUUGAACCGUGUCAGCCAAUGCCAUGCAGAUCAUGCAGCCACACCUGGCGUCGGCGCUGGAAUCCACCGCCCUUUCACUGGGAAUCUGUAUGCACUGAACCCUAUGAUGGCGGUGGAACUGGCGGUCGGUACUACUAGUCUUGAAAGGGCAGUGCAAGUGCCGCUUCCCUCCCCUAGUAGAGCUCGUCAUGGUGUCCGUGUGUUCGUUCCGUCGCGCGGUCACCCUGCUUUGCUACCGCCGGACAGGAAAGUGACUCCGAUCCUUUUUCAGCUCGACACCUUCUCGGCAGGAUUCGAAAUGUCAUGAUAGUGCCUUGACACCUGCCGACCACUGCCAACUAAUUCCUG
Aspergillus piperis CBS 112811 is the source of this 554-nucleotide messenger RNA. RefSeq lists its product as uncharacterized. NCBI's taxonomy places the organism in Eukaryota, Fungi, Ascomycota, Eurotiomycetes, Eurotiales, Aspergillaceae. The transcript has 2 exons. Bases 46 to 513 code for a protein of 155 amino acids. The record is from RefSeq and is a predicted model, not a curated record.